Molecule: messenger RNA, 1589 nt
Organism: Styela clava
Lineage: Eukaryota; Metazoa; Chordata; Ascidiacea; Stolidobranchia; Styelidae
Source: RefSeq, a predicted model, not a curated record
AUGGAAUGCUAUGAAAAUUUUCAUAGGCAAAAAAUAGAUGAAGCCCCCCAGUCUGCUUCUGGGCCACCUGCGAUUCCUAAACAAGAGAACAAUGAUGGCACAAAUAAGAAAACUUGGAUUGUUCUUGCUAUAUCUUUGGGAAUCUCCCUCUUAGUGUCUGUUGCUGCAUUUAUCCUGAUUAUGCAACUUCAAAACGAGAUAAAAUAUACGAAGGAAAGAUUAGAGAGAAUGAGUGAGACUGAUUCAUCUCUGGCCAACAAUAUCAACGACACUCAAAAACGUUCUUUGAAAACAAAAAGUGAGUUGGAAACUUCAAUUAAAACAGAAGUGAGUGAGCUGAACUCCAAAAUACACAACGGAGAUAAUAAAUUGAAUAGAAGCCUAUCUGAUACAAAUUCGAGAAUUACUCAAAUGUUUUCGAUAUCCGGAUGGUUCAGAGCGAGCAAUAAUCUCAUUUACAAACGCUUCACUGAUUCUGUCAACUACGCAACUGCAAAGGCUCACUGUGAAGGAAUGGGAGCUCGUUUGGUAUCGACCGGAAUUAGGAACAACCAAAAUAAAAGUGAAAUAUUUCCGAAUCAGUAUUUAAACGGGGUGUAUGCAUGGAUAGGAUUGGACGACAUCAACAUGGAGGGAACUUGGGUUUGGUCGGAUGGAGUAAAUGGUUCACCAAGUGCAUAUUGGGAUUCCUCAGAACCAAACGGCGGCAGAAGAGAAAACUGCGCAGUAAUCAGGUUGUCUGGUGUUAUUGAUCUCGCGUGCUCUGAAGUCCAGCGAUUUGUUUGCGAAAAGGAAUUUGCAUGACGUUUUUUGUAUUACGGAAUGACUUUUUCGAUUUCAUUUCAAAAUUAAUUUGUGAUAUUGCAGUUUAUUUCUUGUCUUUCCACGAGUAAAUGAAAAUAAACCCUAAAGACUUGACAGAUUUAUAGUUUUAACAUUCUAGUGUUUAUAAUAUGUAUUUUCCAUUCCAUAAAAGUUUUUUACAUAUAUUAUUUCUGAAUGGAGUCCACAAAAUUCUUUUGCCACUUUCAGUGUAAAAGCGCAAAACGAAUUUUCAAAAAAACACAUUAAUUUUUAGUAUGCUUCAAAGUUAAAUAUGUAUUUACCACUCGCAUGGAUUGAAAUUGUGCUAAUCCGAAGACAAUACAAGACUUUUUUUUCUAAAAUAGGUCAGAUUAGGUGUUUUAACAUUUUAACAUAAUGAAUUUCAAUCUUGAAAAUUGACCGUGCGUUUUUCUACUAACUGGCCAUUUUGCAAUCUACCUUUUAUGAGUUUUAGGCGAUAAACGUCAUGGUAAUAUUUAUUCAAAGUGUUGAUGAAUACCAAUGUAUGCCUGGCUUUCACAAAAUGAUUGCCAUAUCGUUUAUGGAGUUAUAUUGAUUUUUAAAUUUUGAAACGUGUGUAUAAUUAACGAACGCAGUACAAAGUGUGCUCGUCAAAUUCUGACUUUUGACAAUGCUACUACAAUAAACUCAUAAAUAUAUAUUAUGUAUACUUUUAUAUUAUUGCUUUCUGAAAAUUACUAUAUAUAUGUUUUUUUCAUUUUGACACGCUUCGAAACUGAAUAUUUUUGUGAUAGUUUUUAUAU